AAUUUACUUUCUCACAGGAGACAGGCGCCGCCCAUGCGCAGUGGGGCGGGUCCAGAUGCUGACGUUUCUCCAUGUCAGUGAUUUAGCAAGAAGGAAGUACUUUGCUUUAGGAUUUUCCUUCCACAAACCUCCACAUAUAGAGACUGGUAUAAAUAUGUCAGGUCCAAUGGAGCUGCUGGUCACAGUCAAACUCGUCGGGGUUCAAGAUGUUGGGGGUCAGUCAGCUGAUGUUGGGCCUCGGCUCGCUGCUGAUCUUCAACCACCGCGCUUCCUCCACUAGAUGCGUCGACGUGAAUGCGUUCAACAACAGAGCUACCAAGCUUCAGGUAAUGCUGAAGAGCCUGAGCGGAAACGUGCCGCUGCGGGACGCCACGACGUGCGAGCAGGCAGCCAGAGAAAUGCGCGACGGUGCGCUGAGCCACCGCGCGCUUUCCCCGUGGAAGUUCAGCCAAGACCGAGACAACAACAGGUUCCCUCCUGUGAUCAACGUUGCUGAGUGCCUUUGUCGGGGCUGCAUCAUCAACCAGCGUGAAGAGCUGAGCUACAACUCCGUGCCUGUUUAUACAACGCUGAUGGUCCUGAGGAAAACUCGGUGCCCGAGUGACUCCAGCAAGUAUGAGGUGAAAAAGGAUUUUAUCAGAGUCCCUGUGGCCUGCACUUGUGCUGUGCCCAAAUACGGAUGAUGAUCGAAGAAUCAAACAGUCGGUGCUGAUCUCUCUCUUAUUAACCACAUUAAUCUAUUUCUAUGUGAUGUAUUACAGUGUCAUUAGUCAGAGUUAUUUAUCACAGUUUUAUGUUUGUUUGUGGAAAAUGUUAGUAGGAAUCACUGAUUUUAGAAAUGUCAGUUUAGAAGGUGCUCCAUGCAGGGUCACAGUGAAACCAGAACUCUGGGGUCAUUUCCAGAAGUAAGAAUUUAAAAUCACAUAUCACAUUUAUCUAGACACGGAUAGCAGACUUAGCCAUGCUAACAGCAUGGCAUAAGGGAUGGCAGUGUAAGUUCAGCAGUCAGUCAUGACAUUUCAGCCCCCCUUUAUAGCAAAUAACUAAUUAAAACCAAACUGAUCAGAAAAAUUAACAUUUAAACAUAAAUCAGUGUGAUAAGAACUACAUAAAAUGACAGAAAACAUCUCUGGAAAAAUUUAUUUGACGUGUACUAUGAGUUAUGCGUUUGGCUCGUGUCCCCUCUGCUAAUCAAUGAUGCUUAUUGCAUGUAUGUUUCUAUCAGCAGGAUGGUUCUCCCUUGUGAGGUCCUGCUCAAGGUUUCUUCCUGUUAAAAGGGAGUUUCUCCUUGCCACUGUGUGCUUGCUCGGGGAUUCAGGCUCUGGGUUUCUGUAAAGCACCUAGAGACAGUUUUGACUGUAAAAGGUGCUACAUAAAUUGAAUUGAUUUGAAUUACUAACUAAGGAUUGCUAAGGGGUUUAUGAGCUGUACUGCAGCCGGCCACCAGGGGGCGAGGCAAAUGUUUUGGCUCCACUUUCGGGGAGCUCUCAUGAAUUUCCCCACUGUGGGACUAAUGAAGGCCUACCUUCUCUUAUGUUAACAUAAUGUUAGGCUACACCAUUACUACUAACUAACAUUGUUGUUCGGCUUAAUUGUAUUUUCUGUUUACUUUGAAAGGUGUGCAGGAGUGAGAAAAUGGCUAAAACUAAUGUGACAGACUGUUGUGACAGUCAGUAAAUUGUUUGUCAUUUUCCUUGCCCCACACUGAUGCAGAAAUACCAGUGAUUAUUAUAUAUAUUUAUAUAUUGUGUAAACUGCAUAUUACUCCAUAUACUAUAAGCAUUUUAACUCUCAAGUAAAAACACUGAUUCUCUGGUUAAAAGGUUGCUAUGACCUCGUGAACGGGCACUGCAAUAGUUUAUUCAAAUCGCCAUCUUUUCAGCCUUACCUAAGCAAUACUUUCACACAACAGCAACAACAAUAUGCUCUUCACUGGAUGAUAUACUUUUGUAGUAGUUUGCACCGAUCAAUGUGAAAAAAUGUAUCAUCAUAUGACAGCAGCUAGAAAUAAAACAGUUAAAAGAGUAGUUUUACAUUAGUAGACAUUUUGGGAAAUACACUCUUUAACUUUCUUGUCAAGAAUUAAAUGAGAAGAUCAAUACGUUUCUGCACAAAUGAAGUCACAGUUGGCACACGCCGCCAGCCAGUCGCAGGGCUGACACACACAAAGUCAGACAGACCACACACACUUACACCGAGAGGCAAAGUAUGCACAGGGAGAACAUGCAAACUCUGCACAGAAGGACCCAGACCGGGAUUCGAACCCUGUUGCGGUGAGGCGACGGUGCUAACCAUUGCUCCACCAUGCCACCCCAUGUAAAUACUCAAGUACAACAAUUGAGUAAAUGUAUUUAAUUCAAGCGCCUCUGAAGCUGGCUAGUUGAUAUUUAUUAUACGCCAGAUGUAAAGAACAGAACCUGUUGCCUUUGCACAGAGACACGCUGGCUGUUUCCAGUCUUUAUGCUAAGCCAAGCUAACCGUCUCUGUAGCUUCACAUUGAACUGACACACAUGAGAUCCUUAUAAUCUCAUUCUCCGCAAGAAAGUGAAUAAGUGCAUUUCUCAUAAUGUCAAGCUGUUUCAGUGAAAUCGGACAGUAUUAGGCACAUGCAUGUUAUGCACACGUAAUGUGUACGCAUACACAGGUUACUUUAAUCCUGAAACCACACUUUGAUGAAUUACUUUAGCACUGUAAGGGUCCCAUUAGACAGAGGACGACACUCUUUUUUUGUUUGAGCAACAAGAGCAAAUAAAAGAAAUGGUGCAGUGGGUUUUUAUAAACUGUGGCACAUCAACUGAAUAGUUUGAAUUAAAGAAUCUACACUACACUGCACUAAUUUGCAUCCAGGCCAUCUGUUUCUUGUUCAAGUUGUAAUAAAUGUGCACUUUAAGCAGCUAGCAAAAGCCCGUCUGAUCGGUCCUGAAAGCAUCAAACUCCUCAUUGAGUACUGGAGCUUGUUAAAGUUUUGUGGUGUGGGAUUUAAAUGAAGUAAGCCUCAUAAGGCUAAAUGUGAAGAUUCCUACAGGGAUUUUAUCAUUCUCUCAGCGAGGUUUUUUUUUUAUAUAUGUUUUUAUUUAUACAGUAUUUUUUAUUGUGAUCAAAGGUAAUUUAGAUUUGAUCACUGUGAAGGGGCCAGUAAACUAAGCUGUGUUUGUUUUAAAACUCUAUGAAUGUUGGUCUCUGUUGGACAAAAGGUGUAAGACGCCUCUGAAUGUCAGAUUUGUUCCUUGGCCCAAGUGAAGUAGUUGAGUUUAGGAUUAUUAUUUUGUCUUGUUUGAAUUGUGAAAGCAUGAACAAUUGACUUCUUUGCUGCUGCUCAUUUCGUCUGAAAUAUUUGUUCAACUCUGUCCAUAUUCUUUUUCAUUUGCAACCAUGCACUUUUUUUAACCAAAAAUAAUUUACCUAAAAUAAAGAGUUUCUAUGA
Molecule: messenger RNA, 3424 nt
Organism: Scatophagus argus
Lineage: Eukaryota; Metazoa; Chordata; Actinopteri; Scatophagidae
Product: interleukin-17C-like
Exons: 3
Coding region: 207-683 (158 amino acids)
Biological process (GO): inflammatory response
Cellular component (GO): extracellular region
Molecular function (GO): cytokine activity
Source: RefSeq, a predicted model, not a curated record